CGAAGAAAAGUGAGGUGCGCAGGGUGUGUCGGGAAAAGGCGGUGCUUAUAUAGGCCGGGAGUUUCGAGUGCGCGCGUGUUGUUCGGCAGGCUGGUUCUGUUUAUAAUUCUUCAGGAGCAGCUGUGUUUCUUGAUCUUGGAUCAACUGAGGAGAUCUUGUGGUUUCUGUUUGCUCCCCUUUAAGAACUGGAAGUGAAAAAUGGAAGCAUCUAGAACCUCCUUGAGGGAUGGUGUCUUAUCCCAUCUGGAAAACCUGGAGGCUUGUAGCCACCAAUUGGCUCUGAAACAAGAGGAAGAGGAGCAGCAGGAGGAGAAUGUGGCUAGGCUGAAAGCAAGAAUCCAGGAGCUGAAGCACCAGAGAGACAAAAUGAAGGCAAAGCUGAAUCUCAUCAGGGGCAAAGAUGGUACCCAAAGUGCUACUCAAACUCCCCAGGCCAGCAACCAAGCCGCCCUGGAAUUGAGGGUGCAGAAUCUCAAGAAUCUCCUGAAGAUGUUUCGUCUGACAGGCAUCAGUGGGAAAUUGACCAGAGAAGGAGUCUGCCUGUGCAUUGGCACCGCCUUUGAAGGCACUUACCUGGACUCCUAUUACCUGCAUCUGCGCAUACAGCAUCCCAUCCAGAUCCAGCGCCACACAGUCCCAGCCUUCAUCCAUUUGAAACAAAUAGCUGAUGAAUAUUUACAGACAGAUGUCAAGCGCUUCUUCUCUGUACUCUCUGAUCACUUGAAUGCUUACGCUGGGAGGAAGUUCCAGGCAGAGCAGUUACAGGAGCACUUUGCAGCUCUCCUUGCAGGGCCCUUGCAGGCGAACUCUUUGUACAGUCUGGUGGAGUUCAGUUACAGAGUGGAAGCAGGAGGCAAGACUUUCCCCUUCUUAGCCAGACUGACAUAUGAAGACCCAACGUGUAUCCUCCCGACAGAGGCCAGCGUGGCAUGGAAAGAAGAUGCUGUGGCUUCGGGGGCAGAGAUGGUAGCCAGUCACAAAGCCUUAUUCUGCGAGAAGCCCCUUCACAAAGUCUUCAGAUCCUUCACAGACUCAACAGAAAACCUGAGUCAAGCAGUGGCGCCAGAGCCGUCCACUUCCACGGCAGGUGUGCCUUUGCACUGCGGCAAGGCUGCUGCUUGGUAGUUCUCUAGACCGAGAGCAUCUAGAGCUCGGGCAGGCAGGUCUUCCUUGCCAGAAGACCUUUCUGCUGUAUGUGUUACUGACAGGCUUGUCUUUUCUUUGGCUGAGGCCAUUGCAGGAAGGCUCAGUAAUCUAUUUCCUUCAUAAACAAGUUUGUGCUUUCCAAACAAGGAGUAGUGAGACCUAAUUUUCAGAGCUCAAGCUGUGUCUCCAUUCAAAUAAGGGUGUGGCUAGUCUAGCAGCUAGUUCCCAUUUGGAGCGACUCUUGAUAACUUCAGGAACUUCAGCUGUGCCUGCAGCCUUCCUGGUACACCUUCAGCUCUUGCUGGCUAAAAUUCCUCCAAUGAAACCAAAACCAAUGAAACCAAAAUGUGCUAACACAGGAGUGUUAGCUCUUCCAGCUGUUGAGGCUGUUCCCAUGGGUUUGUGCUUGCAACUGUACGGUUAGGGACAGGUGGGAAGUCUCUUGAACUUCGGAUGUCCCACCAAGCAGUCAGCCUCCAUGCUUCUCCCUGAGGAACUAAGGGUGGGCAGAAACUUGCCUCUGAGUGGGUUACUGAAAAGCGAGCUGACAGCCAGCUAGUGACCGAGCUGCUUUUACACUGGCAGUUUUGGAGAUCAUGAAGCAUUUGCUUUUAAUUUUUUAAUCAAAACAUUUCAGCUGAUUUGCAAAUCAUAACUAUAGUCAAGAAUAGAUUGUUCACUUCUGGGUAGGAAGGCUUAACGUGGAGAAAAGGCUUUAACUUUGUGCUAUUGAUUUUUGUAUUGGAAGGGUUCUUAUUCACACUGAUGAAAGUACAGCAUUUAUUACUACAAAAAUAAAGCUCAAAUAUUUACCUGUU
Eublepharis macularius is the source of this 1964-nucleotide messenger RNA. It is a transcript of the gene CENPO, whose product is annotated as centromere protein O. Gene Ontology annotation, cellular component: kinetochore; Mis6-Sim4 complex. The record is from RefSeq and is a predicted model, not a curated record. Bases 199 to 1125 code for a protein of 308 amino acids. Lineage: Eukaryota; Metazoa; Chordata; Lepidosauria; Squamata; Eublepharidae. The transcript has 7 exons.